CGAGGAGGGGUUAGAUCGGCGCAGGCGCAAACGCAUCGAAGCUACCAGAAAGAUAUAAACGACGGUGUCGACAGCUGUGGCGCGGGGGAACCGCGGUGUGUCUAAAGCAGCCUUGUGAGUUUAAAAAGGAUCCUUCCUCAAGGCUUUGGACUGCUGUCUGUGCUUUUUUUGGAAAAGCUCUGUCAGUGUUCAAACCUUUACAUAUCUGCGUCCAUCCUUUCAUCUUCCUUUCAGCGUCUCCAUAUGGCGGAGAUGAGGAGGUCACACUUUUCCCACAUCUGGGAGGAGGAAGAGUGCUUAGAAUACUAUGGGAUGGUUUCCUUGCACCGCAUGUUUGAGGUGGUUGGCUCUCAGCUUACAGAGAAUGACAUAGAAGUGCUGUCCUUCCUUCUGGAUGAGACACAGCCUUGGACCCAUCCACUGGAUCCUGCCCUUUGGGCUUUAGCAGCGGUAGACGAAGGUGGAGCUGAAAUCACUUCACUUGUGCUAGAGAACUGGAAGAGGAAGAAUCAGUGUGGGUGUAACUUGAGCAAGGCCGAUGGUAAUCUGGAGAUGGCUUCCAGUCGGCAGCGGCCCAAGAAUGGUGUUGAACUAUUCCUGGAGCUGGAAAGGAGGGGGAAAUGUGAUGAAACCAACUUCACACAGCUGCUGCAACUUCUGAGGGUGCUGACAAGACACGAUCUGCUGCCAUAUGUAACCCUGAAAAGGCAGCGUACAGUUUCUCCAGAGAGGUAUACAUAUGGGCCAUCUGUCGUGUCAUCCGACCAACAGGUAGACAACUGUCUCAACACAGCCUCUGCAGACACUCGGCAUAAUCAGUGGGAGACAGGCUCCAACUCCUCCAACAAAAGGAAGCGAGUAAGCAGAGGCAGGGCAAAGGCUGCUCCUCCUCGCAGGCGUCGGGGAGCCAAAGCAGCUUGUGCUCCAAAGCAGGAAGUCCAAACUCCUACCAAAGUGACUUGUGACAUCAGGCUCCGUGUUCGUGCAGAGUACUGUGAGCAUGAACCCAUCUUGCGUCAGAACGUGAUGUCAAACAAGCAGAACCAGCUGGAGCGUCAGUUUGAUGUCUUUGGACAGUCCAACACCAUUCUCAAAUCUCGUGACCUGGGCUCAAUCAUCUGUGACAUCAAGUUCUCAGAGUUGUCCUAUCUUGAUGCCUUCUGGAAUGAUUAUAUGAAUGGCUCGCUGCUGGAGGCGCUGAAGGGGGUCUUCAUCACAGACUCGCUCAAAGAAGCUGUGGGGCAGGAGGCUAUCAGGCUGCUAGUCAAUGUGGAUGAGGACGAUUAUGAAGAGGGACGCCGUGUCUUGCUGGAAAGUGUGAUUCCCCAGGCCUGGUGAUCUAGCCUCCGGGAAGCUUAAGUAUGGUUUCCUCUCCAGGACAUGCUAUUGUUCUGAUUACCACGUGGACUGCAAAACUGAAAAAACCUGACUUUGGAAAAGGAACCUUUGUCUGAUCGUGGGGCCAAGGCUGGAUCUUGGAAGCAAUGAAUCCCCAGGGAGUCAGUGUGCCACAGAUGCACAUGUUGUGGUUGAAGCAUUAAAUGAACAGCAGGGAAUGAUCUUAAGGGACAUUCAAAUGUAGCAGAGCUCAGACAGAGGCACCCACUUAAAAGUGGUUUCUUCUCCCUCUGAACUGAAUGGAGCACCUUGUGCAGAAGUACUUGUCCAAAGAACUAUGAAACGGGCACAAAUUGGGAGAGUAUAUAAUGGUCACUACCAGUGUUUGAUUCCCACUUCCACCACAAUGGAGAGCAGCCUCAUCUUGCAGAGGUGCUAACAGACUUCCCUGAAAGUUGGCAGUGAGGCAUGCUGUAUUUUGCUGUUUUGUAGGAUCAAGAAUACUAUCUGCUGUUGGGGUUAGACUUUUCCCUCCUCUAAGUUAAAUAUGCAGACAUGGCCAGGAUGCUGUUGGUUGUAAACCGUGGAACUUGAGUUACUUUCCUUAGGGAUAUUUUUCAAUUGUCUAUGGCUAUUUGUACAUAGUAUAAAUAAGAGUUUUUUUUAAAGCCAAGCCGUUCACCCAGCAUCUCUGUUAGGAGUCUGUUUCAUUGCACUUGGGAAGGGGCAGAAACCUGUAAUUUAAGUUUUUUUUUUACAGAACAAAAGAAUUUUUGAUGUUCUUGUAUCAUAUUUGGAAAUGACAAAUGUUAAUAAAAAGAGUUUGCAAUU
Messenger RNA from Eublepharis macularius, 2169 nucleotides. It is a transcript of the gene DEDD2, whose product is annotated as death effector domain containing 2. Gene Ontology annotation, biological process: apoptotic process; extrinsic apoptotic signaling pathway via death domain receptors; regulation of apoptotic process. Gene Ontology annotation, molecular function: protein binding; DNA binding. Bases 244 to 1338 code for a protein of 364 amino acids. The record is from RefSeq and is a predicted model, not a curated record. Gene Ontology annotation, cellular component: nucleolus. The transcript is spliced from 6 exons. Lineage: Eukaryota; Metazoa; Chordata; Lepidosauria; Squamata; Eublepharidae.